Molecule: messenger RNA, 537 nt
Organism: Arctia plantaginis
Lineage: Eukaryota; Metazoa; Arthropoda; Insecta; Lepidoptera; Erebidae
Source: the annotation of a GenBank genome assembly
AUGUUGUUCAAUCAAUUACGGUAUUUAGAGCGUUGUUAUGAAUAUCCUGUUUCUAGUGGUUUAUUUACUUCUAUCAGUGGUACAUUUGUAACUGUCCAAACUUUUAUUUUGUACCUUCAAGAUUCGUCAAAGGUGAAGAGAACUGCCGGCAUAGCAUCUUGGGCUAUCGCUACCUGGGCCUUUAUAGUCAUAUUUAGUUUAUUUCUUGACAUGUUUCAAAAGCAGAUAGAACAAACUAAACUUAUUUGUGCUUAUGUACAGCUAAAGCCUUCAACUCCUGUUGAAUUGUUGAAGCUAACUAAAGAUAUCCUCGCGACAUUUGAAGUCAGGGAUGCUCGAAUUUCGCUUUACAACGUAUUCUUCUUCAACACUGGAUUUGUCUUUAAGUUAGCAGCCUCGACCUUCGUGUACAUCACCGUGCAAUUACAAGUGGCUCUCUCAUAUUUUGACGACGAAAAUAAAGUAGAUAAUAUCACAGAAUCAUCAUCCUUCAAUCUAGACCGUAAUAGGAUUAAAGAAUUUCUUUUUUUAUAUUAA